Messenger RNA from Baudoinia panamericana UAMH 10762, 612 nucleotides. RefSeq lists its product as uncharacterized. The record is from RefSeq and is a predicted model, not a curated record. The transcript has a single exon. NCBI's taxonomy places the organism in Eukaryota, Fungi, Ascomycota, Dothideomycetes, Mycosphaerellales, Teratosphaeriaceae. Bases 9 to 293 code for a protein of 94 amino acids.
CUUGGGAUAUGGUUGUAGCCAUACUAUUGCCUGAGGUGGGGCUUGAACGUUCGUGGCUCAAUGCUCAAGCAUACCGGAACGGCCGUAGCAGAUGGACGCAUCAAGAGUGGAACAUGAACGCGACUUCUUCUUACGACGGUGCAGUCAAGCUUCGCGCCAUCUGCACGGCCAAUCCAUUGCGUGGGAAGCAUGGCGUGAGGAAGCACAGUGGCCGACACCAGACGCCUGCGGCAUCAUACUCAGGAGGAUUAACAGGCAGGUGGCUCCACACCGCCCAGUCGGUAAGCCGCUAGACAUCGGACAAUCAGAGAUGGCUCGAUGACUCAUUUACCGUGCAAUGUGGGAGUUUCAGUCCCACGCCUGCUGAAUCGCACGAAUACAGCAAAACUGUAGCCGUGCCCACAUGGUCUAAAGUCGACGUGCGAAGAGUUGCAACGAGCUCGUCUAUUCCCGGUAUGUAUCAGUCGCUCUUUAUGAGAGCGUCGAUGUAUCCAGUCAUGUCUUGUGCAUGCUCAAAUUCUCCGGGUUGCUGUGGGACGAACGACUCGUCAUGCCGCUCUUGGCAAGCUUGGUGUCCUGAACUGCGAGCACCUCCCGUAAUAGAUAACACCG